CAUUAAACGAUUCAAAAUUUGAAACCGAAUAAUCUCAUAUCAUAAUUAUGUGUUAUCUAUUUUAUACGUGACAUUGACAGAAUAUUUUGCGCUCAAAUAGCGUACAUACACGCCAGAAAAGAGAAAAAAAACUAAAAGAUAAUAAUUUAGAAGCUAAAAAUCUUCAAUGUAUUAAUAUUGAUAAGAAAAUUUUGGGAACAAACCAACCAACCAACUGUUUAACAUCUUCAUAAAAAGUAUUUUUUAAUUUAAUUAAUAUUCCAAAAAAUCUAAUAUGUUUCUCGUCUACGCAAAAACUUUAGAUACAACUGCUUUAAGUCAUGUCUAUAUUGACAAGAAUUGCGUCGAGUCACAAAUAAAAAGUAUACUUAACAAAUACCACAUAAAAGACCUUAUAAAUUAUAAAGAAUGGCUACUGAAAGCCAUAUCUCUGAUAGACUUGACCACUCUAUCGGGUGAUGAUACACGGUCCAAUGUUACUAAACUUUGUGUUAAGGCUGCUUAUCCACUUUCGUUAAAAAAUAGUUCUACUCAGACUGCAGCAGUGUGUGUAUAUCCUAAUAGAGUUGCAGAUGCAAGUGAUGCUAUCAAAAAGUUGGGAUGUGCUGGGAAAAUUCAAAUAGCAUCAGUUGCAACAGGCUUUCCAUCAGGAUUAUAUCCCUUGCAAACAAGACUGCUAGAAAUUAAAUUAGCCGUUGCAAAUGGAGCUUCUGAAAUUGAUGUAGUUCUCGAUAGAAGUUUAGUUUUAAUGGGAAAAUGGGAAAUAUUAUAUGACGAGGUGCUUCAAAUGAAAAAAGAAUGUGGCAAUGCUCAUCUGAAAGUCAUCCUCGGUGUUGGAGAACUAGGAACAUAUGAAAAUGUGUACAACGCAUCCAUGGUAUCUAUGAUGGCAGGUGCUGACUUCAUAAAAACUUCCACCGGUAAAGAAGCGGUAAAUGCAACACUACCAGUGGGCUUGGUGAUGUGUCGAGCUAUACGAAACUUUUACCAAAUGACCGGAACCAAGGUUGGAUUGAAACCGGCUGGUGGUAUAAAGACAUCCCAAGAUGCAGUCAACUGGCUCAUUUUGAUCUACACGGAGUUAGGUCCUGAAUGGCUUACACCUAAACUUUUCCGCAUCGGAGCGUCUAGUCUCCUCACCGUUUUGGAAAAAGACUUACAACAAUAAUUUCUUGAAACAAUUUUUUUUAAUACCAUUUUUUAUAAUUAUUAUUAAAUAAAUGUACAAAUUGUUAAUUAGGUAACUAAUGUAACAAUGCUUGUUUAUUGUUAAUAUAAGGAAUAAUGUUUUGUUAAGAUUGCAAAAUGUUAAAAAAUAUAUACAUUUUAUGUU
Nymphalis io (European peacock) is the source of this 1333-nucleotide messenger RNA. It is a transcript of the gene Dera, whose product is annotated as deoxyribose-phosphate aldolase. Gene Ontology annotation, cellular component: cytoplasm. Lineage: Eukaryota; Metazoa; Arthropoda; Insecta; Lepidoptera; Nymphalidae. Gene Ontology annotation, molecular function: deoxyribose-phosphate aldolase activity. The coding region runs from base 275 to 1168 and encodes 297 amino acids. Gene Ontology annotation, biological process: carbohydrate catabolic process; deoxyribonucleotide catabolic process. The record is from RefSeq and is a predicted model, not a curated record. The transcript is spliced from 6 exons.